Messenger RNA from Colletotrichum destructivum, 1159 nucleotides. RefSeq names its product Putative autophagy protein Atg8 ubiquitin. The transcript has 3 exons. Gene Ontology annotation, molecular function: phosphatidylethanolamine binding. Lineage: Eukaryota; Fungi; Ascomycota; Sordariomycetes; Glomerellales; Glomerellaceae. Gene Ontology annotation, biological process: macroautophagy; cellular response to nitrogen starvation. The coding region runs from base 337 to 702 and encodes 121 amino acids. The record is from RefSeq and is a predicted model, not a curated record. Gene Ontology annotation, cellular component: autophagosome; fungal-type vacuole membrane; cytosol.
CCAACCACCCACCCAACCAACCAACCUACCUGCCUGGCGCCUGAGCCACCCAGACACCCAGACACCUCCAGUCAGUGACCGCCCAUUCCCGUGUGUCUGACCCCAAGGCACCCAAAGCAUAGCAGGCGAGGCGGCAACCGAUCCGUCCUUUCUUCUUCCUUCGCAAACGUGCCCCUCGUCACCUAAACUCUCCCUUCUACAUACUUCGACACAACUUGUCAACGCUGUCGACGGACAUCUCGCCAUCUAUAACUUGAUCAUCACCCAACUCCACAGGAGCAGACCAUAUCCAGAACCACAACCCACUUUCCCGUCGCCCACCCGCAAUCCGUCAUCAUGCGAUCCAAGUUCAAGGACGAGCACCCCUUCGAGAAGCGAAAGGCUGAGGCUGAGCGCAUCCGCCAGAAGUACUCUGACCGUAUCCCCGUUAUCUGCGAGAAGGUCGAGAAGUCUGAUAUCGCUACUAUCGACAAGAAGAAGUACCUCGUCCCCGCCGACUUGACGGUCGGUCAGUUCGUCUACGUCAUCCGCAAGCGCAUCAAGCUCUCUCCGGAGAAGGCCAUCUUCAUCUUCGUCGAUGAGGUGCUGCCGCCCACUGCUGCUCUGAUGAGCAGCAUCUAUGAGGAGCACAAGGACGAGGACGGUUUCCUCUACAUCACCUACUCCGGCGAGAACACCUUUGGCGGCUUCGAAACGACUUAAGCUUCCAACCUUCUGAUGGUCCAGUCACCUAACGGCUUCAGAAUGUUCACGGCGUUUCGGUCUGCUAUGCGCGGUUCAGCACUUUUGGAAUGGGGUUUUCACACGGAUAUCGGUUUCCCCCGAAGCAGGGGUUUAUGACGAAGAAACGCAGUCACGUUAUCGCGCGGGGUCACAGGACAGGGUCAGGCGUGGCCCUCGGCCGAUCGCAGAGAAACACCCGCGCGGCUUGGGAAACGCACCAAGAUAUGAAGGCUCGCGAGGACGAUGCACGGAAACUGGCUUCAUGAAUUUCAAGUGGUUUCUUUAGAUCGCAUGGUCAGCUGCUUUCACGCAUUUCUCUCAUUCUCUCUCUCCCCUCUUUCGCUAUGGUGACCUUGGCAUUUUGUAUAGCAUACCAUCCAUUAGUGCGCAUAUCAGCCUGGCUUGACUCCUCUCGCACGUAUUUUAUUUAAUACCC